CGCUCGCUUGGCCAAAGCUUUUUCCUACUGAGGUUUGUUUUCUUGUCACUCCCGAAUUCGUUAUUUGCUGCCUUUUUAAAUUCACAGUAAAGCAAGAAUGGGCGUUCCAGGACUGUUCCGGUGGCUGCAGCACGAGUUUCCCACAGCGUGCUUCACAACCACGCGGCUGGACAUACACAGCUUCCAGACCCUGUCAGUCGAUCUCAACAGCACACUGCACCGGAGCGCACGGCAGAGCAAUGGUGACCUGGCAACAGUAUCGGCCAGUGUGGACAGAAUUGUCGACCUGAUCCGGCCAAAGCGGCUCGAUACUCCUGUCCAUCGACGGUGUGCCGCCGCGGAUCAAAGAGUGGCUGCAGCGGGAGCGGCGGGCGCGGACGGCAGAGGCACAGGCGGGCAGUGGUGAGUUCCUGUCGUUUGCGAUCACACCGGGGACGCGGUGGAUGCGGCAGGUAGAAGCACACCUGGAUGAGCACAUUGAGAGAAAGCACAAAAUGGACGACAAGUGGCGGCAGGUGAAGGUGGUGCUGUCAGGGUACAGGGAUCCCGGUGAGGGCGAGCAGAAGAUCAUGCGGUAUCUGGAAUCCACCAGGGACACGCGGUUCCAGCACUGUGUGUGGUCGAAUGACGCCGACACCGUGCUGCUCGAGCGCACACCCAAUGGCGUCCCGACAUAUACGGUUGUGGAUAUCGACGAGCUGGAGAGCCAGCUAGUUAAGCGGUAUGCGCCGACACAAGAGAUUACUGGGAAUAUCGUGAGGCGCCAGAAGUUCAUCGACGACCUGGUGUUUAUGUCGUUUCUGGCCGGCAACGACUUUCUGCCGCCGGCCGUCAACAUGCAGACAACCGAUUCAGAUGCGCUGGAUCGGCUGUGGCGGCUAUAUGCCGGCAGCCCGCUGGUUGAUAUGAAUAUUCACGACCGUGGUGUGAUCAAUGUCGACGCAUUCCGCAUUCUGCUGGAUCUACUGGAGGUCGAAUAUGAGCAGAGAGAUUUCCGCAAGCAUAUCGGCGUCAUGUCGCUGGGAUCGCAGCUCACGGCACUGCGGAUUCGGAGGCUGGCAUGGGACUCGCAGCGGCACCAGCUGUCAAACUCAGAGUCAGCAACAGCGACCGAGACAGAGGUACUACUGGAGGAGGUGGUGGAGAAGCGGCCACGGAAGAAGAAGCGGGGUAAGGAGUCGAAGAGCGAGCGGCGGGCACGCAAGGCAGUCAAGCAGAAGCAGGACCUGCCGUUCGCCUCGGAUACCGAGCUUGAGGUCAAGCUGCUGCCUGAAGCUGCUCCACUGGAUGAGAUCUUCCCUGUUUAUGUUCCCUUGGGCGAGUGCCGCAGCGAGCCGACGCUGAAAUACGAUGGCAAGCCGCUGUUGUCACCGAUUCUGUUGUCGGCUACGCAGUUCAUUACCGAUUUUGCUGCGAAAAAGCCAACAAUGCCGGUCUGUGAGAUCAUCGGGUAUGUCAAUAGUGGGAAGCUGCGGUGGCUGCAGUCGAUGGCACGGGCGCAGGGCCUGGAGCCCAAGCUGGUCGGCCCAUCCGACGUCGAGUAUGAGGGGAUGUGCCGCAAAUGGAAGCUGCAGCGCGCAAGCAAGGCCAGCGAUAUCCUGCUGUCUACAGCCAUGGUUGUUAUCGGCGAUAUUGACUACUGCCCACCGUCACACAUCCUCACCCUGAUACACGCGGAAGACACACCCGCCAGCACAACCAUUGCGCUGGUCUCUGACAAUGACUGGGAUAUACUGUAUGCAGACGCAAAAACCGAGCACCGGCGGGAACAGGAGCACCACGAGUGGCGGCUGCGGCGGUACAUGCAGACAUACCGCACGGCCGAUGCCGCUUUUAUCUCCCAUUUGUGCAAGCACUAUGCACUGGCUGUGGGGUGGACGGCGCAAUAUUACUUUGCACAGACCGUACCGAGCUGGCAUUAUGCGUGGCCGAGAGACAUUGAGUCAAUGGGCACCGCCCCGAUGUUUUCCGACUUUCAGCUGUAUAUUGAAGCGUUCGCGGAGGUUUGGAGCAGUGUGCCGCGGUCAGAUCAGCCGCCGCCGCUGCCCCGUGAGCACAUGCUCAGCGUAUUGCCAAAAGAGGCGUGGAAGCUGCUAGACGCCGAUGAGCAGCAGUGGGCACAGAUGCUGGCCGGACAGCAGUACUCGGAGAGCGCGCGUAAGGUGGUCAGAGCAAGGAUGGAGAACCGGCUGGAGGAUAUUGCCUGUGUGAGGAUCUGGUUUUAAAAGCUGUCGAUCACUCAGCCUUCGUGCGUGGGAGCCAUGCGCCUGGGCGCACGCAGGCCAUCAUGCAUGCCAGUUCGGCGUUGCAUUCUGAAUGCCACACUUGCAUCGGUUUUUUCCGAGGGCAGAUGGCUUUAAAAAUAUAUUUGUAUGCAGUACGC
Linderina pennispora is the source of this 2383-nucleotide messenger RNA. RefSeq lists its product as uncharacterized. Bases 495 to 2225 code for a protein of 576 amino acids. The transcript is spliced from 3 exons. The record is from RefSeq and is a predicted model, not a curated record. Gene Ontology annotation, cellular component: nucleus. Gene Ontology annotation, molecular function: 5'-3' RNA exonuclease activity; RNA binding. Lineage: Eukaryota; Fungi; Kickxellomycota; Kickxellomycetes; Kickxellales; Kickxellaceae. Gene Ontology annotation, biological process: nuclear-transcribed mRNA catabolic process.